Messenger RNA from Passer montanus (Eurasian tree sparrow), 1392 nucleotides. It is a transcript of the gene TSPAN33, whose product is annotated as tetraspanin 33. Lineage: Eukaryota; Metazoa; Chordata; Aves; Passeriformes; Passeridae. The transcript is spliced from 8 exons. Bases 62 to 916 code for a protein of 284 amino acids. The record is from RefSeq and is a predicted model, not a curated record. Gene Ontology annotation, cellular component: membrane.
GGGGACCGGUCCGGUUCGGCUCCGCUCGGCUCCGCUCGGCCCCGCUCGGCCCCGCUCGGCCAUGGCGAAGAGGGCGGCCGUCCCCGCCGGGCCCCUCGGGGACGAUUUCUCCUUCGUGAGCCCGGUGGCCAAGUACGUGCUCUUCUUCUUCAACCUGCUCUUCUGGAUGAUCUCCAUGGUGAUGGUGGCCGUGGGGGUGUACGCCCGGCUGCUGAAGCACGCAGAGGCGGCCAUGGCGUGCCUGGCAGUGGACCCUGCCAUCCUCCUGGUGGUGGUGGGCGUCCUCACCUUCCUCAUCACCUUCUGCGGCUGCGUCGGCUCCCUGCGGGAGAACAUCUGCCUGCUGCAGAUGUUCUCCGUCUGCCUGACCAUCAUCUUCCUCCUGCAGCUGGCGGCCGGCGUGCUGGGCUUUGUGUUCUCUGAUAAGGCCCGCGGGAAGGUCAGCGAGAUCAUCAACGGGGCCAUCGUGCACUACCGGGAUGACCCGGACCUGCAGAACCUCAUCGACUUCGGGCAGAAGGAGUUCAGCUGCUGCGGGGGUGUCUCCUACAAGGACUGGUCCCAGAACAUGUACUUCAACUGCACGGCCACCAACCCCAGCCGCGAGCGCUGCUCCGUGCCCUUCUCCUGCUGCCUGCACGACGCCGACCAGGCUGUCAUCAACACCAUGUGUGGCCACGGGAUGCAGGCCAGGGGCUACCUGGAGGCCAGUGCCUUCAUCCACACCAACGGCUGCAUCGACAAGCUGGUCAACUGGAGUCACAGCAACCUGUUCCUGCUGGGGGGCAUCGCCCUGGGGCUGGCCCUGCCCCAGCUGGUGGGCAUCGUCCUGGCGCGCCUCCUCAUCAACCAGAUCCGCGACCAGGUCAAGCUGCAGCUCUACAACCAGCAGCACCGGGCAGACCCCUGGUCCUGAGCCCCGAGCCCGCGGCCUCCCGGCGGCACGGCGGCGCUCCGGGGCCGUUCCCGAUCCCCGGGGCCGUUCCCGAUCCCCGGGGCCGUUCCCCAUCCCCGGGGCCGCGGGGACAGCCCGAGGGGCCUCGCUGGAGCAGCGGGAAUGCGGAUCCGCGGAGGAGCCUCCGUGCCCUCGGCAGCCGGCGCUGGGCUCGGCCUGGAGGUGCUGAGCUGAAGCAGCGCCGGAGGAUCGCUGUCUGUCUGUCUGUCCGUCCUGCUGGUGCACAAAGGGAUGUGCUUCCCCUCCCCGCGUGUUCGCUGGAGAAGGACUGACUCAGUUUGUCUGUCUGUCCGUGCACCGAGCUGCCUUCGCCCAGGCCGGGCUGCGGGACCGCGGCCAUUGCCCCCAUGGUGGGGCACAGCGGGGCUGGCCCAGGGCCAGCCGGGGGGAUGUGCCCGUUCCUUGGCGUUCCCGGACAAUAAAGACACGAGGCCGGA